AUGGGCUCAAGUAAUAAGAAGAAGAAGGAGAAGAAGAAGGACUUCCAGAAAGCCAAGUUGAAGGUUGGAAAAGUGAAAGCAAAGGCUGCCAAUUUCACCGACACAAGUUUUAAAGCCAAAUCUAUCGUGGUCAACCAGCAAACUCUUGCAACAGAUGGCCAAGACCCCGUCGAGCAGUUCAAGCAGAACCUCACGCUGGCUGUCAACGCAAAAUCGGACAACCAGAGACGUGAUGCGCUGGCCUACGUCACCAACCAACUAUCUGCGCAUCCACCUAACAAUCCUGUCGGGACUUUGGGGGUCUUGACGAAGCUCCUACCUUUGAUGUCGGAUAGCUCGGCGUCGGUACGCCUCCAGCUUCUCAAGCUAUUUCGGGCCUUGCCGCCGACGGAGGUCGCACCUUGUGUGGAGAGGGUCCUGAUGUACGUUCGGGGCGGAAUGACGCAUCUGUCAACUGACAUUCGCGGCGAUACGCUGAGUAUCAUGGAAUGGCUACUUGAUGUUGCCGGCGACGAGACGGUGGCGUGCCCCGGCGGCUGGCUCAAAACCUUGAACAGCUUUAGCUCUAUGUUGGGAUGGAACCCUAAUGUUGGAGCCGGUAUAAGCAACCAAGGCUGGACGUCCGCCUCCAAGGCGACCCUCGGUACUAAACGCGGCCCGGAGGCCCAGGCAAGGCAAAUUCAAGUUUUAACCAAGUUCCUGCAAACUGGCUUCCGGACAGAGGCACCGAUUCCAUAUCAUCCGACAACUUACUGGAACAACCUCUACCGUUUGCCGAGCACACCUAGCCCGUUUGCCCAUCUCAACCUAUUUGGCAUACCAAGGGAUGAAGACAGCGAGAUCUAUCCCGACCGUAUUGCGCGGCAGCGUGUUUUUGAUACCAAAUGGCGGGCCGCCAUUACCUCUGGCAUGGAGAGCGCUAAGAAAGAAGGGGGAACCGUGGGAAGGGCUGCUGCUGCACUUGACAGAACGCUAUGUGUUGGGCUUCAAUAA
Molecule: messenger RNA, 993 nt
Organism: Dichotomopilus funicola
Lineage: Eukaryota; Fungi; Ascomycota; Sordariomycetes; Sordariales; Chaetomiaceae
Product: Rix1 complex component
Exons: 3
Coding region: 1-993 (330 amino acids)
Biological process (GO): rRNA processing
Cellular component (GO): nucleus
Source: RefSeq, a predicted model, not a curated record